Gavia stellata (red-throated loon) is the source of this 9910-nucleotide messenger RNA. RefSeq names its product MAX dimerization protein MGA (gene MGA). Gene Ontology annotation, molecular function: protein dimerization activity; DNA-binding transcription factor activity, RNA polymerase II-specific; RNA polymerase II cis-regulatory region sequence-specific DNA binding. The record is from RefSeq and is a predicted model, not a curated record. Gene Ontology annotation, cellular component: MLL1 complex; nucleus. NCBI's taxonomy places the organism in Eukaryota, Metazoa, Chordata, Aves, Gaviiformes, Gaviidae. Bases 1 to 9654 code for a protein of 3217 amino acids. Gene Ontology annotation, biological process: positive regulation of DNA-templated transcription; cell fate specification; regulation of transcription by RNA polymerase II. The transcript has 24 exons.
AUGGAGAAACAGCAGAUUGUCCUGGGUAGCCGGGAUGGUGGGACUGUGUCUGGUGCAGCGCCUGCCUUUUUUGUCAUCCUGAAACAACAGCAGGGAAAUGGAAAAGCUGACCAAGGAAUCCUAGUAGCAAACCGUGAUGCUUGUGCUCUCGCCAGUAGCGUAUCAACUUCGAUAAAAUCCAAAGUCAAGACCUGCCUGCCAGCUGACUGUGUCUCAGGGGGCAUUACCGUCACCCUGGAUAACAACAGUAUGUGGAAUGAAUUCUACCAUCGCAACACAGAGAUGAUUCUGACGAAGCAGGGGAGGCGCAUGUUCCCGUACUGCCGGUACUGGAUUACAGGUCUGGAUGCCAGUCAGAAGUACAUCCUAGUCAUGGACAUAUCCCCUGUGGACAAUCACCGAUACAAGUGGAAUGGCCGUUGGUGGGAGCCCAGUGGGAAGGCAGAACCACACGUUCUCGGGCGAGUGUUUAUUCAUCCAGAAUCCCCUUCCACUGGCCAGUACUGGAUGCACCAGCCGGUAUCCUUCUACAAACUCAAACUUACCAACAAUACGCUGGACCAGGAGGGUCAUAUAAUCUUGCAUUCCAUGCACCGUUAUCUGCCGCGACUUCACUUGGUGCCUGCAGACAAAGCCACAGAAGUCAUUCAGCUCAAUGGCCCUGAUGUCCAUACGUUUACCUUUCCACAGACAGAGUUCUUCGCAGUUACAGCCUACCAGAACAUCCAGAUUACCCAGCUGAAAAUAGAUUACAAUCCUUUUGCUAAAGGAUUCAGAGAUGAUGGGUUGAAUAGUCGACCUCAGCGUGAUGUGAAACAAAACAGUAACUUAGAAUUGGAAGGAGGUGAUGUUUUUGGCGCUGCUAGCAUUCGUGGUCGCCCUGCUGAAGUUGAUGCAUUAGAUUUGCAUCAGCGAAGUUUAGAUUCUUCAUUCAUUGGUCAAAACCCAUCAGACAUUGAUCUGGAAAAAGAGUCCUUUAAUGCAGAAAGGGACUUCCUCGGUUUCCUGGACACUGACCUGUCUUCAGGUGAUAUGCCAAAGCUAAAACAAGAAAUCUCUGAAAGUCCCAUGGCUAGCAGUUACGAAAGCAGUUCCCGUGUGGCAUCCCCACUGGACCCAAAUGGACACUUUAAUGUAGUCAUUAAAGAGGAACCAGUAGAUGACUAUGACUACGAGUCAAGUAUUUGCACCCAAGGAAUAAGUGUGAAACAGGAAGACACAGAUGAAGAAACUGAUGAGUAUUCCAACACUGAUGAUGAUGAUCCCAUCCUACAAAAACAUCUGAUGAGACGCGGUGGAACAGAUGGGAUUGAUGGAGAAUUCAGGUCUAGGAAGCGUGUGCUAACCAGUCCUUCAGGUGUUGCCAAAGCAAAAAUGUUAAAACUGGAUAGUGGGAAGAUGCCUGUGGUCUAUUUGGAACCUUGUGCAGUCACAAAGAGCACAGUGAAGAUAUCUGAGCUGCCGCAGACCAUGCUCUCCUCUUGCAAGAAAGAUAAAUCCCCUUUGAGUGCAAUACUGGAUUCCUUGCCUGUGUGUUUUGAAAAUCACAAAGGCUCUUGCUCAGGCACAGCCACUGUAACUGAGGAGUUAGUUAUGAAAAAACAAUCUCCUGGGAGUAAAAUGUCACAGAAAUACUCUUCAAUCAGAGAGGCCCAGUGGGCUCUAUCUAAAUCACCUAAUUUUAAUGUCAGGGGCUCAGUAAGCUGUCACUUUUCAGCUAAAGAGAUCUGUGGAAGAAAAAGGCCUGGCAUACUGAAGAGUCCUAUGUCCCUGAAAGGCUCUGGUAGCAAUCAAAAUACCCUAUCAUCAGUAACAACUAAAAGAGGAAGGCCACGGAAACUGAAAAUUUCCAAGGCUGGUCGACCACCUAAAGGUAUAGGGAAAACUGUAAUAACAAGCAAGAACACCCCUGUGGGGCCUGGGAGUAUCCUUCCAGAUGUUAAGCCGGACCUUGAAGAUGUUGAUGGAGUCCUCUUUGUGUCCUUUGCAUCAAAGGAAGCUCUUGACAUUCACACUGUUGAUAGAGCUGGAGGAGAAGAGUCACAGAAUCUUCAGGCUCCCUUGUUGACUACAAAUGAUCCAGAUUGUCAAGCAAGAAUACAAGUACUGGAAAAGGAAUUAAUGGAGGAGCUGAAGACCUUGAGGCAUAAGCAAGUAAUACAUCCUAGCCUUCAGGAAGUGGGACUGAAGUUGAAUUCUGUGGACCCAACAAUGAGCAUUGACUUGAAAUACUUGGGGGUGCAGCUUCCUCUUUCCUACUCAAAUUACUCUUUGUGGAGCUAUCCAGGAUCCAAUCCCAAUUCUCCAGAUACCGGAUUUCCUUUUGUUUCCAGGACAGGAAAGACAAAUGAUUUCACAAAAAUCAAAGGCUGGCGAGGGAAACUUCAUGGUGCUUCUAGAAACGAAGGUGGUAGUUCAGAAGGUUCCUUGAAGAAUCGCUCAGCAUUCUGUAGUGACAAGCUGGAUGAGUACCUGGAAAAUGAAGGGAAAUUGAUGGAAACGAGUAUGGGAUUCUCUUCUAGCACUCCCACUUCUCCUGUGGUGUAUCAGCUUCCCACUAAGAGCACUAGCUAUGUGCGAACACUUGACAGUGUUUUAAAGAAGCAGUCCACCAUAAUUCCGUCAACAUCUUACACAUUCAAGCCUGCUCCUCUGUCAUCUACCUCUAGGAAGACAAAGACUCAAAACAGACAGACAUCUACAAACAGAGUAAAAUCAUCUUACAAGCCUAUACUGCCUUCACCUUUUCCUGCAAAGCAGAAACAGAACUCUUCAGCAUCAGGGGAAAAGGCUGCUAAGUCUGUCUCAAAUAGCAGUUUGACUAACCAAGCAGAUAGUUUUGUGGUGCCAGCUCUGGAUGAAAACAUACUUCCAAAACAGAUUAGUUUGCGCCAAGCACCACAACAGCAACAAGCAGCUCGUCCACCAGGUUUGUCUAAAUCUCAAGUGAAGUUAAUGGACUUGGAAGACUGUGCUCUCUGGGAUGGCAAACCACGGACCUAUAUUACAGAAGAACGGGCAGACAUCUCUCUGGCAACCCUGCUUACAGCUCAGGCUUCUCUCAAAAAUAAACCUAUCCACAAAAUAAUAAGACGACGAGCACCUCCUUGCAAUAAUGAUUUCUGUCGACUGGGUUGCGUAUGUGCCAGUCUAGCACUGGAGAAACGUCAGCCUACCCACUGCCGCAGGCCAGACUGUAUGUUUGGUUGUACUUGCUUGAAGAGAAGAGUGUUGCUGGUGAAGGGAGGAUCAAAACAUAAGAAAAUAAUGAAAAAGGCUGUGCGUGGAAGUCUUGUGUUCUAUGGAACACAAGAAGAACAGCAAGAGGAUGAAGAUGUGGAAGAAGAGGGUGAUGGGGAAGAAGAUGAGCUGAAGCAGAAAGAUAAGAAGAAGCGAAAAAGGGUGGAAUACACAAUCUGUGACUCGGAGCCAGAACAGCCUAUUAGGAAUUGUCCAUUGUGGGUGAAAGUAGAAGGCGAAAUAGAUCCAGAGCCAAUUUACAUCCCAACACCAUCUGUUAUUGAACCAGUUAAAUCUGCAGUACUGCCCAACCCAGAAGUCUUGCUUUCUAGUAAGCAUAGAUCUUCCAGUGGAAUGAAACCAGGCAGAGUGUAUACUCCUAAACCCAAUCCAGUGAUUCGAGAGGAAGACAAAGAUCCUGUCUACUUGUACUUUGAAAGUAUGAUGACUUGUGCAAGGGUCCGAGCAUAUGAACGCAAGAGGGAGGAGAAAAAGCAACAAAAAGACAAAAGUGAUUCGCAGAAUUCUAGUAUAAAGGAGCAUGAACCAGAGCUUCAGUCUUCUGAGAAAGCAACCUGUGAGAUAGACAAAGACACUGAUAAAUCAGGAGGUAAGAAGAAAAGCUGGUGGUCUUCCCGUAGUGAGGGGGACUCUUCCUCCACCUCCUAUGUUCAUCACACCACUCCAGGUGGACCAACCAAACUUAUCGAGAUUAUCUCUGACUGCAACUGGGAGGAAGAUCACAAUAAGAUCUUGAGCAUCUUAUCACAGAAUAUCAACAGUAACGCGCCACAGUGCCUCAAAGCGGGUAGCUUCAUUAUUGAAUUGGCUUCGGAACAUAGGACCGAGGAUGAGAACCACCCUCCCGUCUACUCCUCCAGACUGAAAAUUUCAGUGCCGUCCUACCAGGACAAGGACGAGAAGCCUGAGAUACCUGUCUUGGAGACUCCUGAUAGUGGAGUGCCGUCACGCAAAAACCCAGAAAAUCUGAAGUUCUUGCGGGCAGACACAUUGGACAAACUGCGGGAGAAGUUACAUGGGGGCAAAGGCUUGCCUUUUUAUGCAGGGGUUUCUCCUGCAGGAAGGCUGGUCGUCUACAAACGCAAAGCUAAUAUGAGCCCCUCAGGCUUGAUUCAGGUUAAUGAUAAAAGGUAUCCUCAGGCCAAACUGCUUUUGGGACAGAUGGGGGCAUUACAUCCCGCCAAUCGGCUAGCAGCUUAUAUCACAGGCAGGCUGCGACCCACAGUACUUGAUAUCUCAACCCUCAGUACUGUGAUCUCCAAGGUAGCAUCCAAUGCUAAAGCAGCUGCUUCUGGGACACCAUCAGUCCAGGUGCCCACAACAUCAACUCCCAAAACUACAUCUUCCACCAGCACUACUUCAACCCCCACUGUGACGACUCUGAAAACCCAUGUCCCAGCACAGAGACAGAUAGCUGCCCGACCCUCACCUGGUGGUGUGUUCACACAGUUUGUGAUGAACAAAGCCGGAGCUCUACAGCAGAAGAUUCCUGGAGCGAGCACACGCCAGCCUCUGUCAGGGCCACAGAAGUUCAGUAUCAAGCCUACGCCGAUAAUGGUUGUUGCUCCCGUGGUUCCCUCAAGGCCAUCUCCAGCUCAGUGCACAGUCUCUCCUGGGGUCACUACAGCCACCACCACUUCUCCAGUUACUGUGGAAAGUACCAGUGUGGCAGCAUCUACUGUGACCACUCCUACGCAAACAAAGGCUAAUGAACCUGCCUGCUCUCCUCCUGCAAUUACAGUCACAGCUGCUCCUGCAACACCUGGAAUCAACACCUGUACUACUCCCUCAGCCACCACUUCUACUGCCACUGCGACCAUAACAAAAGCAGCGGGGAUUGUUGCACCGGUAGCAACCACGUCAUUCCCUAAAACUGUAGUAACAACACCAACUGUUACUUGUCCUGUUGUCACAACAUCCACUUCUACAGUUGUACUAACAACGACUGCAACAGCUACAUCUGUGGUGACCACACCAACUUCCUCUGCUGGCUCUGUUCCGAUUAUACUAUCAGGAGUUAAUUCAAGUCCUUCACUGAAUCCAAAAAGAGAAGAUCCUACUCCACAAGCUGUAAGUAAGACUCCUCAGAAGAUGUCUCCUGGAACAGAGAAACGUGUAGGACCUCGAUUGUUGCUGAUUCCAGUGCAUCAGACAUCUCCUGCUUUACGACCGCUGAACAACACGCAGCUUGCUCAGAGGCAGAGGAUGAUCCUUCAGCCUCUCAGGAGCCCUGGUGGUGUGAACCUGUUCAGACAUCCUAAUGGGCAGAUAAUUCAGCUUGUACCACUGCAUCAGUUUCGAGCUGCAGGUGCUCAGCCCAGUGUGCAGCCAGUGAUGUUCCGCAAUCCAGGAUCUGUUGUAGGAAUCCGGUUGCCUGCACCUUCUAAGCCUCCUGAGUCACCUGUGUCUCCCACUUCCUCAGUGUCUUCCACUUCUCCUGCCACAAAUUCAGCUGUACAAACUGCAGUCCCCAAGUUAUCCCCUACAUCAAACCUAGCCACUCAAGCAUCUUCUCUUCUUCCUUCCGUAACAAGUUUUGUGUCACAGGCAGGCACUCUGACUCUGAGGAUCUCUCCUCCUGCUGCUAGCGGCGUGACAAAUCAAACAGCCUCCGAGUCUAAAAUAACGUGCAGCUCAGGUGGUCUGCCAGCUACCACUGCUAAUCUCAUACCUUUACAAUCCGGUAGUUUUGCUUUACUUCAGCUCCCAGGACAGAAGACUGUGCCAAACUCCAUUCUUCAUCAUUUCGCAUCUCUUCAGAUGAAGAAGGAUUACAGGAAAAUAUGCAAAAAGGAGGACUUGGGUGCUGCUCAGCAGAAGGAGAAUGGGAAGGCUUCACGCUCAGAUGACAUUGAAGUUAUAGAGUCUGAGAUCACAGUGUCAGACAGGAAACAAGAAGAAAAUCCGUUGUCAGUUAACCAGUCAAAUAAUGUUGAAGAAUCAGCAGCUGGCACAAUCACACCUGAUAGAAAUUCCACUACAUUAGAGAUGGUGGAGAAGGACUCGAAGGUGCUAGAGAGUUCUUGUGAUGAUAGCUCUUCCUCUCAGCAUGAUGUUUCUGCAGAUGUCGUAUCAUCUGACCAUUCAUACAUCAGUGAGAAGCCAAAUGAUGAGGAAGAAAAAGGGGCCUUUGAGGAGAAAGAGGAUUCUGUCAGUUCUGAAACUGUAGUGGAGGCUGUUUCAGCUAACUCUGAAACUGUUUGUGGGUCAUCAGAUCAGUCUCUAGUUGCUCCUCUGGAUAAUGCACAUCCACAGAGUCUUGAGAAUGAGGAGACUGGACAGUUGAAGAACCGUGGAAAGGAACAGAUACGUGCUGAACAGGAAGAGAAACCAGUAAAAGAGCAGGAAGGAGAUGCACAGACAAAGGUGAAGGAGGACAACGAGGCAAGUUCUGGGCAGUCACAGAGUCAACAAGAGCAAGAUACGCAGCUGGAGAACAAGAAGGAACAGAGAGGGACUGAACUGUCUCAGAACAAGCAAGAAUGCCAGGGUGAUGCCUUGCAGCCAGAUAUGGAAAGGAAGGAGUACAAGGGCUCUACAGAAGCAGCAAGUGUAAGAGAGAAAAAAGGAAGUAAGUCUGAAAUCAGUUCUGCAAAAGAGCAGGAUAAUGCUUCAGGAGAAGAGUAUACCAUCAAUACCGAGGAAGGCAAAGCAGACAUAGCUGGGCAGGAGGGCAGUAACAACAAAGAACGAGGUGCUUUUGAUUCUCAGGAAGAAAUGAAAACAGGUCACGAUAUUGUAACACAUGUCAACAGUUCUUGGAGCAAAAUAUCUAGCAUUGUACCCACUUUAGAAAAUAAAAGCGAGGCAGAUAACAAAGCUGAUACAGCUGAGAAAAGUGACUUCCUGACACCAGAAGAGAGGGCACAGGAAGCCAGGCAUCACAAAAAGGGUUACAUGCCCACUAUUGAUAUAACUGCUGAUGAUAUGGAAGAGGAAGAAGAGGAGGAUGAUGAUGAGGAUGAAGAGGAUGAAAAAACUGAUGAUUCUGCUGAUGAGAUGCUGGAUGGUGCUUCUGACUUCCCAAGUGAAGAGGAAGUAGAUGUUGAAAAAGUGGAUGCGUGUGAAUACAGUGAGGAUGACGAGCAGGUGGACAUUGAGACCGUGGAGGAGCUUUCAGAGAAGAUUAACAUUGCCCGUCUGAAGGCCACAGCUGCUAAUAUCCGACCUUCCAAACAGAAAUACCAUGCUCGUAAUUCUUCGGAUGAAAAAUUAUCAGAAAAACCUACGAAGAAACCUCAAUUGUGGAACAGAAAGCUGAAGACUGAGGCAGAAGCCUUUGCUCAUUACCGCCAGACACACACAGCAAAUGAACGCCGGCGACGUAAUGAAAUGAGAGAUCUCUUUGAAAAAUUGAAGAGAACUCUGGGGUUACACAACCUUCCCAAGGUCUCCAAAUGCUACAUUCUCAAGCAAGCCUAUGAAGAAAUCCAAGGAUUGACUGAUCAGGCAGAUAAACUUAUGGGACAGAAGAACUUACUGACACGCAAACAGGAUGUUUUGAUUCGAAAAGUAUCGACGCUUUCAGGGAAGACAGAAGAGGUUGUCUUGAAGAAGCUAGAAUAUAUUUAUGCCAAACAAAAAGCAGUAGAAGCACAAAAAAAGAAGAAACAAGCUGAGCCAGAGGAAUCUGUUGUAACUUCAACUGCUAGCACACAGCAAGAAGGAUCUUCUGCUCCCUCCAGAGAGCUGGCCCAAAUCACUAUGACAAAUAGAAGAGGCAAGCCAUUGAUACUCGCCAGAAAAGGAGGCCGUGCCACAGAGGACACCUCAUCCUCUCUUACGCUAACGGCUGCAAGCCUAGUGAUGACUCCGCAGGGGCAGGUGCUUACACUGAAGAGCCCACUGGUACCAGGGCAGGUGGCAGCUGUUCCUUCCACACUAUUGCAAGCUGAAUUAAAGCCUCGAGCUGUCAGUACUACCAUGACAGCACAGCCAGGUAUUGCUUCUGUGAUGAUUCAGCUGCCAGGAUCAACAGUUCCUGUCCAAGUAAAAGGAAUCCUUACUAACUCUACCAUUCCCAUUACACUGUCAACUGUUGCUGGAAACCCAGUGCCCUCAACAGUAGUAUCAGCUACAGAGCCCCAUUCAGAAAGCGAAGAUUCAUUCAUGAUGCCAAAGAUUGUUAAUGUAACAUCACUGGCUGCUGAGGGAAGCAUGAGUCUAAACCUGAACAGAAACAAAAAUUCUAAUAUAACAACAGCUUCAGGAGCUCAGGCUUCUGAGAAAUCCUUGGUUGUAGCACCCCUUGAAAGUAGGAAGAGUGAUAGCAUCCUUUCAGAAGAAAAAGCCAAACCAUGUCCUGGAGAUGGUGGCGGAGAAGGAAGAAAUACCACAGGUCCCACAAAAGUUUUCUUUGAAAAUAAAGAUGGCUUUCCACAGCUCCGGAACGUAUCGUGUACAAAGGAACCUCCAGAGCCCUUUAGCAAAAAGCUCUGCAUUGGUGAGUUUGUAGGAAGCCAAGCCAGGAGGAAAGACGGUGAUCCCGGAGGGGAAAGAUUAAAAUCUAAAGAAUUGCCAUUCCGCAAGCUGCAGAUCAAAGAUUCCAGGAUAGAAAUGGAAUUGAGGAAGGUAGCAUCUGCAAUGGAGGAAGCAGAACUGGAUGCAAGUGAGUUACUGAGCAGCAUUGAGGAGAGCGAUGACACGGACGAAACCCUCACUUCACUGCUCAAUGAGAUUGCCUUCCUCAACCAGCAGUUGAACGAUGAUGCUUCAGCUAUGUCAGAACUGCCCAGCACUCUAAACUCAGAUUUCUCUCAUGAAGAUGCAGAAGCUCGUCGGGGAACAGCCAGUGAUCUCACCGCUGCAGAUGGGUCUUCCUUCCAGUUUGGCCAUUUGGGAGGCAGUUUUAAGGACCUUUCUGAAGUUCCAGAGGGUGGUGGCUCUAUAAGCCCUCUCCUGCUGCACCUGGAAGAUGAUGACCUUCCUGACGGGGACAAGAACUCUGGGGAGCCUUCAUCCGAAGCAGAUGUUUUAAAGAUAGUAAUAGGUGCUGAAAUGAAGGAUCCACUUCCCAAUCUGUCCGUAACCAGUGGUGGGAAUGGCAAAACCGUAACAACCUUGGCGGAGACCACUAAUGUGACUCCACCAGUUUUGCAGAUGAAAACUAGUCCAGAAGCUAGUAAUGCUGACACUUUGUGGAGGCCCAUGCCCAAGCUGGCACCACUUGGCUUGAAAGUGGCAAGUCUGCCAGUGGACUCAGAAGGGCAGAGUAAUAAAGUGAUGCCCUUAUUGGCACCUGUAGUUGCAAAACUGGCACCCAGCGGGGUAAAAACUUCAUUACCUGCAACUGUUCAAGAAGGACAGGAUAACAAAGUGAUGCCCACAUUAGCACCUGUGGUUACGAAACUGAAUACUACUGGGACUUUGCCUUCAAAUUCAGCAGGCAAAUAGAUGCAUAUUUUUUUUUAUCAGAGACUGGAAUGGAGAUCUGGAGCAGUGAAUCAGUGUCGGAGUUCGGCGACCUCCCCUGUCUGCAACACUCGUUUUCUGUAUGGCAUCAGCACUCUCAUCGUCUGAGGGCAGGCCCCAAAUUGAGAAAUAAGUGCUAUGAAACUUUAAGCAUGUUGACAUAUUUUUACCUCACUGUUUUAUUCUGGGUGUUCUCCUUCCCCUUCACAAAACAAGGAAGAUGAUCUAUAACCAUUGC